Messenger RNA from Trematomus bernacchii (emerald rockcod), 3027 nucleotides. RefSeq names its product opsin 4xb (gene opn4xb). Gene Ontology annotation, molecular function: G protein-coupled receptor activity. The record is from RefSeq and is a predicted model, not a curated record. Gene Ontology annotation, biological process: visual perception; G protein-coupled receptor signaling pathway. Bases 1 to 1647 code for a protein of 548 amino acids. Lineage: Eukaryota; Metazoa; Chordata; Actinopteri; Perciformes; Nototheniidae. The transcript has 9 exons. Gene Ontology annotation, cellular component: membrane.
AUGUGGUCCACUGAGAGCAUGGAGCCAGAGAAAGCUCACACCCAGAGCAGCUUCAUAAACAAGGUGGAUGUGCCUGACCAUGCUCACUACAUCGUCGCUAUAUUUGUCUUUGUCAUCGGGAUAUUGGGCGUCACUGGCAACGCCCUGGUUAUGUUUGCCUUUUACAGUAACAAGAAGCUUCGUAAUCUGCCGAACUACUUUAUCAUGAACCAGGCCAUCAGUGACUUCCUCAUGGCUUUCACACAGUCCCCGUUCUUCUUCAUCAACUGUCUCUACAAGGAAUGGGUGUUUGGAGAGAUGGGCUGUAAGAUGUAUGCCUUCUGUGGAGCCCUGUUUGGCAUUUCUUCCAUGAUAAACCUACUGGCCAUCUCAAUUGACCGCUACCUGGUGAUCACUAAGCCUCUGCAGGCCAUUAACCUCAGUUCCAAACGAAGAACCACGGUGGCCAUCCUCAUGGUCUGGCUUUACUCUUUGGCUUGGAGUCUGGCUCCUCUUGUUGGAUGGAGCUCCUAUAUCCCUGAGGGCCUGAUGACAUCUUGCACAUGGGAUUAUGUUACAUACACAAUGGCCAAUAGGAGCUACACGAUGAUGUUGUGCUGUUUUGUUUUCUUUAUUCCACUGGGGAUUAUCCUGUACUGUUAUAUCUUCAUGUUUCUGGCUGUACGGCAGACUGGCAGGGAGGUAGAGCGUCUGGGGACCCAGGUGAGGAAGUCCACCCUGAUCAAGCAGAGGUCCAUCAGGAGCGAGUGGAAGCUGGCAAAGAUCGCCUUUGUCGUCAUUGUGGUUUAUGUCCUCUCCUGGUCACCGUACGCCUGUGUCACAAUGAUUUCCUGGGCAGGUCAUGCGAAAAUCCUGUCGCCAUACUCCAAGGCCGUCCCUGCAAUCAUAGCAAAAGCCUCCACCAUCUACAAUCCAUUCAUCUAUGCUAUUAUACACAACAAAUACAGGAUGACUCUGGCAGAAAAGAUUCCCUGUCUGAGGUUUCUGUCCCCCACUCCUCGAAAGGAAUGCAUGUCCUCCUCUAUCAGCGAGUCCUCUCUCAGGGACUCCAUCAUUAGCAGACAGUCCACAGCCUCAAGGACUCACUUCUUCACAGCUUCCCAUGACAUGGUAUUAAGGGAUGUUGAGAUGGAGCCGUUGGGAAGGAAGUCCGGUGCUUCCCUCAGAAGCAUGCCAUCGUACAGACAGCCUUCCAGAAACAGGACUCAUAAGAAACAGUUACGGCGAAAUUCAGCCAAAACCCAAGCAGUAGAGAAGCACCCAUCUACCAUGAAUGCAACAUACUGUGACCAUGAUCUGGUUUGCAGUUCUCUCACCAUCGCCACCCUCCCCCUACUGGUCCUCACCAGGAAACGCAGUCAGAGUUUAUCUGAUGAGAUUUCAGACUCAAGCGAGAAGAAAGGCUGCAUCAUGGAUUACCACAAGAGCGACUCCUUCGAUUCUCAUUUUGGAAAAAUACCAACCAAUGAUCCUAGAUCGCCUCAGGGUGUCCCUCGCAUAAUUGUCAUCAGUCCCACAUCUGAAAGCAGUCUUAUCAACCAUGACAGUGUCUGCUUAGAAGACAGUGUUGAGGCGAUGGAGAACAAUGUUUUUGUUAGCUUAAACUUCUCAUCAGAAGUCUUUGAGGCAGUGGAGAUGCUGCCUUGAUCAGCUGGACUUUGCUGGACUGUGUAAUGUUUUUCCACUGAAGUUAUAUUAUUUAUUGUGAUUCUUCACCACAGACAUAUUCUUCUUCUACUUUUUUGUUUGUUUGGAGUAAUAAGGGUUGGAUCUCAAAAUGAAACAAUAUGACCCGGCUCUGGUAUGCAAUGUGCUGUGUUUUCAGACUUUGGCAGAGACUGGGGCACCCCAAGGGACAGCAUGGGUAGAAGCAUGUUUUCAUUAGAUCCCACAAAAAGGGUUUAAAUAUAUAUUUUCAGGAGUUCAGGGCCAAUCACAAACUGGACUCUUAGUUCAGCUAUGUGACCACUUCAUGGAUUAUAUGCUUGAGACUGAAGGGAAAAUUGCAUUUGAAAUUAGAUAAUUUUAUUCAACUGAUAUUUCCACGUGGGAAUAGGAGAAAACAAAAAAUCUAGUUGCUGUUUAUUUUCUGUUCAAAUAUCUCACAAACACUGCAACAGCAUAACAACUUAGGAAGGAGACUAGCACAAUGACUUUAGCUUUUAAAGAUGUAAAAUAGUAAAAAGGGUAUGUAUAUUCAAUUAUUGUCUUGUGAUAGUAGUUGCUUUAGGGAAUGUGCACCUCUCAGACUUUGUAUUGGCAGCAAGACAGUGGUAAAAUGAAAAUGUGAGGCUCUUGCUGGUAAGAAAAAAACGACAGAGCAGAGGCAGAGUCAGAUUCAAAAGCGUCUCAUACAAAAAAAAGUUACAAUUUGCAGUGGCUUUAACAUGUCUUGCUCAAUGUGUGGACACUGUGCUUUAUAACAAAUGCUCCAAUGUAUUAUUCCUAUUCAUAAAAAUAUGACUGUUGUGUUGCUUAUGAAUGCUACAGUGUUGUUUCCAGUGAUCUGAGUCAGUGUUAUUCCAAGUCCCAUUAAAGCACAAGUAACACGGUUUAUACACAGCACAAAAGUUCAAUAAUGUUUACAGAAUUAUUUAUUAUUCUUAUUCUUAUUAUUCUUAUUAUUAAUAUCCAUCCUUUAAAGAAACAAAACACAAUCUCUCCAGUCAAUUCAUAGUCUUAUUGACUCAUUACUAAUAGUAAAGGAAAAAUAAGCUAUUUUUUCACACACUUAUGAAACAUCUUUGUUGUAAUAUCUGUAUCAUCUGCAUUUUAACAUUUGAUACUUGUGCAUCUGUUGCUUUUGAACUCAUUAGUUCAGUUCAUUUGCACUAUUAUUCAAAUACAUACAAUAGGGAAAAAAUAAAGUUAUUUCAGUGCCAGAGAGGAAGCAAUCCUGAAAGGCUGCUCCUUUAUUCAGAUACAUACAUCUAGAGAAUGACAAUGCUGUAUUGACUACAAACAUUAUGGGGAAAUGAUGGUAAGAACAUUUCUUUUUCAUGUUUAUGUGCUGAUUAAACUUUUUCA